Molecule: messenger RNA, 1268 nt
Organism: Gavia stellata (red-throated loon)
Lineage: Eukaryota; Metazoa; Chordata; Aves; Gaviiformes; Gaviidae
Gene: ADAP2
Product: ArfGAP with dual PH domains 2
Exons: 10
Coding region: 1-1110 (369 amino acids)
Biological process (GO): positive regulation of GTPase activity
Cellular component (GO): intracellular membrane-bounded organelle; plasma membrane
Molecular function (GO): GTPase activator activity; phosphatidylinositol bisphosphate binding
Source: RefSeq, a predicted model, not a curated record
AUGAUGGACCGCGACCGCAACAAGACGGUGCUGCUGGCGCUGCAGAGGGCCGCCGGGACCGGGAACGGCCGCUGCGCCGACUGCGGGGAGCCAGAUCCAGAGUGGGCUUCUUACAAACUUGGAAUAUUCAUCUGUUUGAAUUGUUCUGGAAUCCAUCGCAAUCUUCCUCAAAUCAGCAGGGUCAAAUCCCUUCGGCUUGACUUCUGGGAGAACGAUCUUAUAGAGUUUAUGAAGAAGCACGGGAAUCUCUGUGCCAAAGCUAAAUAUGAGGCGAAAGUCCCUCCGUACUAUUACAUCCCCCAGUCCUGUGAUUGCUUGGUUUUAAGAGAGCAAUGGAUUAGAGCUAAAUAUGAGCGUGAGGAAUUUGUUGCCACCCGAGUCUGCCAAGAUCCUUGUUCUGCAGGUAGCCGUGAAGGAUUCCUUUGGAAGCGAGGACGGGAAAGCAGACAGUUCCAGAAGAGGCGAUUUCUCCUGUCAGCAAAGGAAGGGGUGAUGAAGUACUACACCAAAGAAUCCAGAGGUCCAAAAGCCAUUAUCAGCAUUGAGAAUCUGAAUGCAAUGUUCCAGACAGAGAAAAUCCAACAUGCUCAUGGGCUGCAGAUCACAUACAACACAGAUGGUCAAACAAGGAACCUUUUUGUCUAUCAUGAAAAUGGAAAGGAGAUUGUUGACUGGUUCAAUGCCAUCCGGGCAGCACGUUACCAUUAUCUCAGAACAACCUUCCCUACUGUCCCUGAGCCCGAGCUCAUACCCAGGGUCACAAGAAAUUAUGUCAAAGAAGGAUAUAUGGAGAAAACAGGACCAAAACAGAAGGAGGCCUUUAAGGUGCGCUGGUUCUGCCUGGAUUCUCAAGAAAGGAACCUGAUGUACUUUAAAAAUCCACUGGAUGCAUUUGCACAGGGCCAGGUUUUUAUUGGAAGGAUGGAUGAGGGAUAUGAAGUACGAGCUGGCUUGCCCCAGCAAGUCCGGGCGAAGAAGAGGAAACCAGCGAUCACUGUGGUCACGCCAAUGAGAGAGUUUGUGUUUAUGUGUGAGAACGAUAGGGAGCAGAGGGAGUGGAUAGAUGCCUUAAAUGGAGUCAUUGCCCAGCCUUUGACUGGUGAAGACUAGCGCUAAGUUCUGGUGAACUGCACUUCUUGGACUCCAUUCAGCACUGCUCUGUGGCCUCUUUCUGUUGGCAAGGAUGGUGCUCAAGGCCCUGCAGUGACUCGAGUACAAAGGGCUUCUUCCUUCAACAGCCACAGGCACAGGAAGGGUGGCAAUAGAGA